Messenger RNA from Schistosoma rodhaini, 2808 nucleotides. Lineage: Eukaryota; Metazoa; Platyhelminthes; Trematoda; Strigeidida; Schistosomatidae. The record is from the annotation of a GenBank genome assembly.
AUGAGCUCGUCAAUUAUUAAUGAUUGUACUAGCAGUAUUAAUAAAUUAUUAUAUGACCAUUCUUUAGGGACUUAUACACUCCAUUCUACUGAUGAUGGAAUGAUAAAUAACCAACUAGUUAGUAAACCAAACACUUGGAUAAACAAUGAAUGGGAGAAAUUACCAGUGUUAUCAAAUACUUUAAGUGAUCUUCAUAAACAUCAUAAAUUAUAUUCAGAAAAGAAAGAUGUUCAUAAUGAUUUACCGCAAAGAGAAACUGAAUUUACAAUGAUAAGUAAAUUAGUUAGCCAUGAAGAUGUUGAAGACAUUGACGAUGAAGAUGAUGAUGAGGAAGAGGAGGAUGGUGGGGAAGAAGACGGAGAAGUAGAGAAAGAUCAACAACUGUCAUUUAUUAUAAAUAAUUCUAAAAUAUCCAGCUUUUCAAUGAACGCUAAUAACUCACCAAUUCCAACUCCCUUAAGUAAUAAUGAUCCUACUAAUAAAAUUCAUGUUCCUGAUCAUUUGUUUAUCAGACCUACAGAUAACAAACGCCCUUUUGGAUUGUUUAGUAAAGAAACUACUAACAUUAACACUAGUUCAUUAUCAAUGCCGUUAUCAUCACCAUCAUCAUUAGUUCCACCUAUGAUGAAUUGUUGUAAACAGGAAGACAAAAGUGCCGUAUGUGAAGCAGAAGAGAAAAAUGAAGAGAUAAUACAAAAUUCAGCAAGCACAACACAUAUACCAUCAUCCCUUUUUCAGUCUACUCUUGAUUCAUCAUGGAAUAAAUCAAUGCCAAAUUUUGGAUCUUGGUUAAGUGAACAAAUAUCUCCUACACUUCAACAACAAUAUCAUAAUGACAAUAGUAUUAUUACUUAUCAUAAAAAUAAUCAAAAUCGUCAUGAACAACUAAAUCCUCAUCCUUCAUAUUAUCACCAUAAUCAUAAAGGAUCCAUUGAACAAUUAUUCACAACUUAUAAAUGUCCAUCAGAAUCACAAAUACAUAUUGAACAAGACUCAAUAAAAGUUUCAUCUGAUAUACCAUUCAAUUCAUUUCAUCAAUUUACUAGUGACUUGUCACCUAACUUAGCUGAACUAGAAAGUAAACAACAUCCAUUUGUUUCUAAUAUACAUUAUCAAAAUAAUCAUACUUAUAUUAAUGAUGAUAAUCUUAUGAAUAUUUAUUGUAUGAACAAUUUAUAUCCCUCAACAUAUACAGAUCUUAGGUCAACACACAAUAAUAAUAAUAAUAGUAAUAGUAAUAAUAAUAGAGAUCAAACAAACUAUCCAGAUACAUUUCAACUCUUUAAUUCAUUCGAUUCUUCAUUAAAUAAUGGAAAUAUAAAAAAUUUUGAUUUAAUAAAUAAUGUUUUUACUAAGAAUUUAAUUGAUACAACAAAUAAUAAAAUGGAUUUAUUUUUUACACCAAUGACAACAAAUUCUAUAUCACAUUCUUCAUUAUCAACUACAGUAACUAUAGGAAAUACAACACCAGUAACAAUGACAAUGACAACAACAAAUUCUAUCAAACAAAAUAUUCCUGAUUUGACAGCUGCAGCAGCGGCUGCUGUAGCUUUUCAUGGUUUAGAUCCAGCUACAACUGUUCAAAUGUUAAGAAUGUCUUCAUUAGCUAAUAAAUUAAGAAAUAAAACAAAAAUUAUAACAGACGGUCGAGAAUGUGUCAACUGUGGAGCUACUCAAACACCAUUAUGGCGUAGAGAUGAAGCUGGACAUUAUCUAUGCAAUGCGUGUGGCUUAUAUCAUAAAAUGAAUGGAACGAAUCGACCACUGAUAAAACCAAAACGUCGUAUGUCCGCAAACCGUAAACUUGGUACAUUCUGUGCUAAUUGUCGAACAUCACACACAACAUUAUGGAGACGUAAUCAACAAGGCGAUUCAGUAUGCAACGCAUGUGGACUUUAUUACAAAUUACAUCAUAUAAAUCGACCAUUAUCGAUGAAAAAAGAAGUUAUUCAAACAAGAAAUCGAAAAUUAACUCAAGCUAAAAAACGCAAAGAUUUAGAACAUUUUACUAAACUAUUAACAUCUAAUGGUACAAAAAUUAUUACAAAAGAACUCCAAGCAAAUAGUACUAAUUCAAAAAUGACACAAUGGUUUAGAAUAAAUCAAAUGGAAUCAACUAUACCAAAACCAACACUUCCUAAUGUAUAUCAUAAAGAAAAUUUACUACUAAAUGUUACUACUACUAAUAGUAAUACUAAACCAUCUUAUAGAAAUUUAAACUAUCCAAUUACAAAUUUUUAUUCAUGUUCAAAAUUUUAUCAAAAAAAUAAAUUAGAUAAGAAUUAUUAUCCUUAUUUAACUGAUUCAACAAAUGAACCCAUUGAAAAUAAUCAUCAACAAUUGAAUGCUGCAGCAGUGGCAGCUGCUGCAAUUGCAGCUAGUUAUAUUAAUGUUUCAACUUAUUCAACAAGUUCAAAUUCAGUAUUAUCAAAGAAUUCAACAAUAUCUACAUCAUCACCAUCUUUAACAACAACUGUUUCAUUAUCAUCAUCAAACAGUUCUUAUGUAUUUAAUAUGAAAACAACUGAUGAAGUAAUAAAAGAACAAAUAAAAAUCCCUAGGAAUUCAAUAGUUUUACAAUCAUCUAAAUCCAUUGAAAAUGAAAUGAUCAAUCAUAAUUCACGAUCUAAGUUUAAUUCGUUUGAAAAUAACGCUUCAUUAAUUUCAACUCCAUGGAAUUCUUUUCUGUCUAAAAACAUUUGAACUAGAUCUUCUAUUCUUUUCAGGGAAAUAAAGAUAAACAUUUUAAGAUAUGAAAAUGUAAUUUGAUAGUUGAAUUCAUGAGUCAAUUGGAGCUGGACCACCAUA